CGCUCCCCGGUUUGAGGACGGCGUCACAAAGCAGAACAAGUCGCGCUGUUAACCCGGUGGAAAGGCGCUGCAUGACCACCAGCACUUUAAACUCUCGGGCAGGGGGGGUGUUGACGUUGUUUCGGAAUGGAGGGCAACAUUUUAAACUCGAAGCUGUUGGACUCUCGGGCCCAGGCGGACACCAGCCUGGCUCUCCCCAGACCGGCGUCUGCGGAGUCCUCGUUGAGGAGCGAGUCGACCGAGAGGACCCGCCGGGUCCAGGAGCAGGUCCGGCUCACACUGCGGAAUUCGAAAAAGGGGAGAUCCAACUCAAACAAGGCUGAAUAUGGAGGCUUGGAUGAUGCUGAUGGAGAUAAUUCCAACACAAAGGUAAAUGGAUCAGAAUACAGAAGGCUUCACUUAGAAGACAGCCGUUCUCAGAGGCGGUACAGACAGGCUGGUGCCUCCCCAACACCCUGCCAAAAGUCCUCGCCCCAUCGCUUGAAGUACCAGAUUUCUGUCAAGGAGUUGAACCCAGUCUCAGACCAACAUAUGAACUGGGUGGGAGCGCUGCUGGACACGCAUAAUCCAGCUCAACAGCACACACUCUCUAAGUUCCGAGGCACUGUCCCCCGGCCAGUCAUGUCUCGACCUGGGAUUUCACCCAGACAGUCAGUAAGAGCAAAGAGUCUGUCUGGAUCCCCGGCGGUCCUGCAAAGCCCAGGUAAUACCUGGAGUCACAGACAAAGUGUCGUAAAAUAUGAUAAGCAGACGGUACAGCGAGGUGUGAAUAGGGUGCCUGUAUCCACCCAUCUGGACGGCGGCCCCACUGCAGCGGGCUUUAGGAGGCUGACAGAGUCCAAACGUGAUGGCCAGCAGAAGAGUCUCCCAGUAGAGAGGGCGGCGAAAAAGCCUCCAAAUAUGACCAUGACUGUGGCGUUGUGCAAUCUGACUCAGAACAAUGAGGAAGUCCUGAUCAGAGCUGCCAGACACAUACAGCGUGAAUGUUUACAUGGAUUUGAAGCUAGAACUAAGGUUUACAAUUGCAAUGGAAUUCAAAGUCUUCUGCUGCUGCUUCAGUACGACAACGAAGAAGUGCAGUGCGCCGCAGCAGGGGCCCUGCGUAAUGUCGUCUACACACACAACGAGAAUAAGACAGUGUUGAAGACCGAUGACAACUUGACUAAGAUCCUGGAAGCACUACAAAACAGCCGCCAUAAGGAGACCAUAGUUGAGCUUGCAGGUCUCCUGUGGAAUCUGUCUUCAGAUGAUACAAUAAAGGAGCUUUUCUCAUCAAGGUUCCUACGUAUCAUCACCAAGUCCAUUCUGGUGCCCAGCUCUAGCCUUCAUGCGGCCGAUAACCCCAAAGAUGAGAUGAUCGCUGAUCCCAGGGCGUUCUGCUGCGCUACGGGCUGUCUACGAAACCUGAGCUCUGCUGGCCCAAAUGUCAGGAAAGACAUGAGGAAGUGCGAAGAUCUCAUUGACUCGCUGGCCUACUACAUCCAAGGGACCGUAGCCAGCGGCAGCCCUAACGACGAGUCCACAGAACACUGUGCCUGCAUCCUGCAAAACCUGACUUAUGAAGCGGAGUUUGACUACACAUCCCAAACCACUGAAAAGCAUCAAGAGCCUGAACAAGAUGUGGCUCCCAAAAAGACAACUGUUGGCUGUUUGAAUAUUUUCAGUGCCAAGCCCAUGAAGAACGUGGAGGCUGCAAAUGAUGCAGAGAACGGGCGCCUCCUGCUGGUGGAACAAGACCCACAAGGAGCUGAUUGGUUGUGGAGCCAGACCGCUGUGCGGCUGUAUCUGUCCCUAGUGGCCCGCAGCAAGCAGAAGUCGACGCGGCAGGCCGCCCUUGGGGCGCUGCAGAACCUCACAGCUAGAAAGGAAAAGAUCUCUGAAUUUGUUGCCCUCACUAUUGUUGAGAUUACAGAAAACCUCCAGAAGAUUAAAGUUUUAUUAGAUGAAGACAGUCUGCUGCAGGAGCAAACCAUAUGUCUGAUAAAGAACCUCUGCAACUAUCCACAACAUCACGACGUCAUCUUCAAUACGCUGUUGCCAGUUUUGAAGAUGCUGCACUGCAAACCAGGCGAAGGGACAAAAGAGAUUGUGUUUCAUAUCCUAGCAAAGCUGAGCUUAAACAACGUGACUAAAGCCAGAUAUAUUAUCAAGGACAAAGCCGUGCAGUCAAUGUUGAGCGACGAUCAGGAAGGUAAAGCAGAAAAUGCGGCAAACAAUCUUCGGUGCAUACUAUGGAACCUCAAAGAUCUUCACAAGGAUCUGCGUGAGUUUAACAUAGCAAAACCCCUCAAAAAAACAAAAGGACAAUGACAACAGGAACAAGAAAGAUCGUGAAGUCCAGAGAGUGGGCCAGAGAUCCUUGAGCACCAAAUCGGAUCCACAUUUUUCAAAAACAAGAACAACACAAUACACACAGCACAGUUUAUCCACUAGGAAUCAUUUUUAGUGCCGUGAUGACAACUCUUUAUGACUAACCUUUUUAUUAUAGUACACAAAAAUACUGAAAUGAAAUGCUCACAUUGUUUGUAUGGAAAUAAGAGUAGCAGACAACAUUUUAGGUACUUUUAAAGCACUUUCCUUGACAUCUACCAUGAAAUUAACGUUAAUCUUGGCCUCAGUUGCAGGGCCUUGUGAGAUGAAGAAUGCUGACGAUGCAAAUGAUUUAUUCAUGUUAUCAUAUUUUGGUGACAGAAGCUAUGUUUACAUGCACAAAAUUUCACAAUAGGAUUGGAAUGUAUUCGGAUUAAAAAACAAUAAAUAAUCGGACUGUACCGUUUAUAAGGGCGCACAAUCAAAUUAAUCUGAUCAUGAUUUGCGUUUAUAUGCACCUAGCUUUAUUCAGAAUUGUAGCACUGACGUGUGCAGUUACCAAAUUACCCUAAAAAAUAAUACUUUCAACAAAAAUAGCAAGCAAAGCAGU
Fundulus heteroclitus (mummichog) is the source of this 2920-nucleotide messenger RNA. RefSeq names its product plakophilin-2. Bases 127 to 2310 code for a protein of 727 amino acids. Gene Ontology annotation, molecular function: intermediate filament binding; protein kinase C binding; molecular adaptor activity. The transcript has 13 exons. Gene Ontology annotation, cellular component: nucleus; intermediate filament; cytoplasm. Gene Ontology annotation, biological process: cell-cell junction assembly; protein localization to plasma membrane; cell-cell adhesion. NCBI's taxonomy places the organism in Eukaryota, Metazoa, Chordata, Actinopteri, Cyprinodontiformes, Fundulidae. The record is from RefSeq and is a predicted model, not a curated record.